This is a messenger RNA of Carya illinoinensis, 1380 nucleotides long. RefSeq lists its product as uncharacterized. The record is from RefSeq and is a predicted model, not a curated record. Gene Ontology annotation, molecular function: nucleic acid binding; zinc ion binding. The transcript has 5 exons. Lineage: Eukaryota; Viridiplantae; Streptophyta; Magnoliopsida; Fagales; Juglandaceae. Bases 1 to 1380 code for a protein of 459 amino acids.
AUGUCCACCAUUACGAAGCGAGAGAAUAGUUUUGUGGUAGGCUCCCUUUUGGGUCAAAAGAGACAGAGUUUAGCUGGUGAAGGGAGUAGCUCCGGGUUGUCGCAUAAAUUUGUGCAGAGGAUUGAGACCCAACCACAAGUAGCCCCCAAAGUAGGUGUGGAAGGCCAAACUCCAUUCUGCAGUAGAUGUAACAGAGCCCACAAGGGUGAGUACCCUCAAAGUGGGACUCAGUGUUUCAAUUGUGGCCAAUUGGGGCACUUUGCUUGCGAGUGUCCUAACCCAGUUCAAGGAAGCCAUAGAGGUCGACCUGGUGGUAGGAAUAUUCAAAGGCAAGUGGUGCAAGCCCGAGUUUGUGCUAUUACUCCUGGAGAAGUUGACGACGAGGCAUCAGAUACACAGGAUGCUGGAGUGAUUACAGGUAGAGUUCAUUUGUAUGAUUUUUAUACCUGCACUUUGUUUGAUUCGGGUGCGUCUCAGUCUUUUGUGUUAACCACUUUUGCACGGAUGUGCAAUCUAGUCAUGGAGGCCUUAUCACAAUCUUUGGUAGUGACUCUCCCUAACGGUGAUAUUGUGUGGUGCUCUAAAAUUGCUUUAGGUUGUUUUUUGAAUUUUGGUGAGAGGACUCUUGAGUUGUGUCUAAGCCAUGAGAAGAAGUUUUUAGUGAAUAUUCCAAUUGUGGAAGAAUUUUCUGAUGUGUUCGUGGAUGAUUUGCUCGAGUUACCUCUAGUUCGUGAGUUGGAGUUCACCAUUGAUUUGGAACCUGGAGCGACUCCUGUGCACCCUACCAAUGAUGGUACUCUCAGAAUGUGUAUCGACUACCGAGAACUCAAUAAGGUGACUAUCAAGAAUAAGUACCCUCUCUCUCGGAUCGAUGAUUUAUUUGAUCAACUUCAAGAAGUAGCUGUUUUCUCGAAGAUUAACUUGAGAUCGGGGUAUUAUCAUUUGAGAAUGAGAGAUAAGGAUAUACCCAAGACUACUUUUAGAUCAAGAUACAAGCAUUUUGAGCUUAAAGUUAUGCCUUUUGGGUUAGCUAAUUCCCUUGUAGCCUUUAUGGAUUUGAUGAAUCGGGAGGGACGAGUUGUUGCUUAUGAAUCUCAUCAGUUGAAAGAUCAUGAGAAGAAUUAUCCUACGUAUGAUUUAGAAUUGGCAGUAGUAGUGUUUGCUCUUAAGAUUUGGCAACAUUAUUUGUAUGGAGAACUUUGUAAAGUCUACACUGAUCAUAAGAGUUUGAAAUAUCUAUUUGCUCAGAAGAACCUCAGAAUGAGGCACAGGAGAUGGUUAGAGUUGAUUAGCGAUUAUCAGUGCAAGAUCAAGUAUCAUCCAGGGAAAGUGAAUCUAGUUGCAGAUGUGUUGAGUCGGAAGUCUCAUUUUGGUGGAUGA